Beauveria bassiana ARSEF 2860 is the source of this 1011-nucleotide messenger RNA. RefSeq names its product glycerate dehydrogenase. Lineage: Eukaryota; Fungi; Ascomycota; Sordariomycetes; Hypocreales; Cordycipitaceae. The coding region runs from base 1 to 1011 and encodes 336 amino acids. The record is from RefSeq and is a predicted model, not a curated record. The transcript is spliced from 2 exons. Gene Ontology annotation, molecular function: oxidoreductase activity, acting on the CH-OH group of donors, NAD or NADP as acceptor; NAD binding.
AUGCAUCACAAAAUCGUGGCUUUGGACGCUUGGAAUGUCCCAAUCCCAGAAGACCUACUUCACCUCCGCGAACCACACACCUACGAGCUUGCAAGCCAUACCAGUCAGCUCUUAUCCACCGAAGCCAUUCAAGAUGCCGUCCGGGACGCAACAAUUAUUGCUACAACAGUCACGCCGAUAAAAGGCGCGACCUUGGACAUCGCCAACACUCCGAGGCUUCAGUUGAUCGUGGCUAUUGCUGUGGGUACAGACUGCAUCGACACAGACCUGGCAGCGGCGCGAGGCAUCAAAGUGGUCAACUGUCCCAAUGCCAACACGGAGACUGUGGCGAACCACGUCCUGGCCAUGUAUUUUGCAGGGCGUCGCCACCUGGUACAGCUGCAUAACACGGUGCUGAGAACCGAGGAAUGGCCCAAGAAUGCCUUGACUUAUGCACUCAAUGAUCCUAAAGGCAACCCUCCGAUAACCUGUAAGGAAGAAGUUGUAGGUAUCGUAGGCUAUGGCGCAAUUGGUCGCCGUAUCGCCGAGUUGUGUGGUUCCCUGGGAAUGAAAGUCCUCAUCGCAGCGCGAAAAGGCGCGCCAGCAAGCCCCGACAGAGCGCCAUUCACACAAGUCCUCGCCCAGAGCUCCGUGCUCGUCCUCUGCGUGCCGCGUGGUCCGGAAACGCUGGGUCUCAUAUCCGCACCAGAAUUGCAAGCCAUGUCGCAGCAUGCUCUGCUGAUUAAUGUCUCUCGAGGCGGCAUCGUCGACGAGGGUGCGCUUCUCGAAGCGCUGCGAGCCGGCUCCAUUGGCGGCGCGGCAUCAGACGUGUUUCAGCGAGAGCCGUCGGGCGCCGGACAGUUUUGGAAAGAGGGCGACAGUCCGCUGCUCAAGGUGGACGCAGCUGAAGCAGACAGACUCAAUCUCGUCGUAACUCCUCAUGUGGCAUGGUGCUCGACGACGACGUUUCACAAUUACCUCCAAGCUUUCAAGCGGCACGUCGAGAACUUUUGCGAGCAACAGAAAAGAUGA